UGAGCUGCUGUGAGUGAACAGUGGAUGUAAGCUGCUCUGUGAUUGGCUGAUGAAGCUCUUGGAUCUGCAGAGCUGAGGCGUUACCCACAAUGCUCCUCUGCAGUGAAGCCUCACAAAGUUUUUAUAUCUGUCUGAUUGGUCCAAACCCUGACAGACAGGUGGAGGUGUUGCUGUUUCACUGUGAAGUUAAGCUUAAUAGUUAUUAAAUGUUGUCCAUGAUGUCCUGCCGACGAGAUUAUUAUUAACUGUCUUAAUAUCGCUGCAUCACUUUAACUGUGUGCUUCUUGCCUCAAGCACAUUACUGCCCAGGCUGUGCUUCUCUCUCUCUCUCUGCUACUGUCUCUCACUGCAGGGUUCUGCCUCUGGAGCUGGAGAGUCUCCUGCUGCUCCCAUGAUCCAGCUCAACCCAUGAUGCAACAAUAAUUAAACAUUUACUAGUGUUAUUGAUAGUGUUAGUGCUAUUAAUGUACCAUUGUUUGUCAUUAUUAUUCCUUUAGCUGUAAUAAUAAUUAUUACUAUUAUUAUUAUUAUUAUUAUUAUUAUUAUUAUUACUACUACUACUAUUUACAUUUUGACUUAGUCUGUGUAUCUGCAAUGUUGUCUUUCUCCUACCCCCAUUCCCCCACCCCCCUCUCUUUCUGUUUAAACCCAACCGGUCGAGGCAGAUGGCCGCCCACCCUGAGUCCGGUUCUGCUCGAGGUUUCUGCCUCUUAAAAGGAAGUUUUUCCUUGCCACUGUCUCCUAGUGCUUGCUCAUGGUGGAUCUGUUGGGUUUCUCUCUGUAAAUCUUAUAAGAUAAAGAGUACGGUCUAGACCUGCUCUAUAUGUACAGAGCCUCAAGAUGACUUCUGUUGUGAAUUGGCGCUAUAUAAAUAACAUUUGACUUGACUGGAAACUCGGAUUUAACUUAUACUCACACACAAACGCGCACACACGUGAUCCUCUGAGUCAGACAGUUAAGCCGUGCACGUGAGUGUGCACGUGACCUCUGAUCAUACAGAUCGGCUGAGCUGCAGAUUAGCGUGUUAGCUCUGUUUGGUAUGCAGCUGCAGAGAAACACGUCUCUGUCACAGCAGCAGUCUGCUAACAGCGCCCCCUGCAGGCAGCAGCUUUACACUACAGGACAGUUUAAUCUGCCGUAGCUUUAACCUGAACUCAGAGUCUUCAUCAGUGGAGGAUGUUGUCACCUGACAGUCACAUGAUCACAGCUGGUUCCUGAUUCUCUCUCUUUCUAUCAUGUGAGCUGAUCUUCCUCAGCAGGAGCAGUUGAUGUCUCAGUCUGAACCAAGGUAUUGAGCUGAUGUCAGUGAACAAAGUGAGUUUCUAACUCACCUGUGACAAGAGUUGACAGGUAAGAAGCUGAAAAGUCUGGGUCUCAAUGAUCCAGGUCCAGGUCCUGGUUUUCCAGGAGGGGCUGAAUCAGACUGAAGGAUUCAUUAGACGACCUGUGGAUUUAUCUGCUGCUCCUCCUUCUACAACCACAUCUGGAAUCAAGUUUAACAAACCACCACAGUUCAUUUAUGAGUUCUGGAGCCUAUCGACCACAGUAUCCAGCCUGGAAAGACCUGGAAAAAUCAGAGAACCUGGAGUUAAUCUUCUUAUGUUGAUGAAAUAUUUCUGUUUUACAGCACAUAGAUUUUAUUUCUGAGCAGAGACGACGUGUUUGUGUGAGUGGACUCAUUCAUCCUGAGAUUAGUGUGUGUGUGUGUGUAAUCUGUUGGACUGCCGGUAGUUCAGCAGCAGCUUGUGUUUCAGGAUGAAGUCUGCUGCUCUGUUUCUGCUCCUCUCCUGUUUGUCUCUGGUCGUCGGUCAGGGACGAGCGGGGGAUGUCAGUGCCGAGCUCCACGUCCUCUGGGACGAGCUGCAGGGGCUGAAGGAGCUGGUCCUGAGCCUGAAGGCGGAGGAGGUGGAGCGGCGUCAGGCCCUGCGGAGCAUGGAGAGCCGGCUGAGGGACGGAGAGGUGGAGGCUGAGCGGCAGAGACGGAGCCUGGACGGACUGACAGAGACGGUGAGGGGUGAUGAGGAGAGGAUGGAGGCGGACAGGAAGCUGCUGACGGAGCUGAACUCAGACCUGAGGAGGAAGGUGGAGGAGCUGGAGGAGCAGAGCAAAGCCCGAGCUGUAGAGUUUUCAGCUGAACUGUCGACGCUGCGGUCUGGACUGAACGCCAGCAACAGCUCAGUGGAGACUCUGAGGAGGAGGAACACAGCUCUGGCGGCGGAGCUGCCGUUCCUGCAGACGAGACUGAGGGCGAGCGAGAGCACAGUGGAACAGCUGAGGAGGAAGAACGCAGUUCUGGCAGCCAGGCUGUGUAACACUGAGAGUCUGAUGGAGGAGCUGAGGAGGCAGAUCUCAGCUUCAGCUUCAAACAGCUCGUCUGCGUCUGAGAGUCAGCUGAUCAUCCGUGUGGAGGAGCUCAACGCAAACUCUGAAGCACUGCAGAGUCAACUGAACUCACUGGAGGAGAAACUGAACUCGUCUCAGAGAGAGGAUCAAACUCGUCGACUGCUUUCUGUUGAGAGUCGACUGGAGGACGCAGAGAAACACCUGGACCACCUGCAGGCCAAACACACAGGUCAGUCAGAGGAGGUCUCAGCUCUGAACCACAGACUGAGCGUUGGUGAGCAUCGACUGGACCAACUGCAGACACAAACCACAGCGCUCAGCAGCUCGUCCGCUCUGGAAGAAAAUCUGUUGACUGUGAAGAGUCGACUGCUGCACCUGGAGACAAACAACACAGAUCAGACAGACAGACUGCUGCUGCUGGAGAGCAGAGUGAUGAGAGGAGAGAGAGAGCUGCAGGAGCUGAGGGGCGAUCAAACAGCUCAUUCGGCUGAAGUCUCUGCUGUGAAGUCCAGACUGACAGAGACUGAGACACAGGCUGCAGUUGAGGCUGAUUCAGUGGAGCAGCUGCAGGUCAGACUGAACUCUGCAGAGAAUCAGAUACAGCAGCUGCAGACUGACAGAACAGAUCAAACAUCCAAACUGAUGAACCUGCAGAGAAAACUGAACUCGACAGAGAGUCUGAUGGACAAACUGAACUCUGAGCUGUUGAGCCGACUGAGAGUCAGUGAGAAAUAUCUGGAAGAUUUGAAGACAGAGAACAAAGUUCAGUCUGUUCAGUUUUCUGUGACGGAGUCCAGACUGUCAGACAUCAGCAACAACACGACAGAGCUGUUUAGCCGACUCAGAGUCAGUGAGAGACAUCUGAAGGAUCUGAGGACAGAGAACACAGAGGUUCAGGUCAGACUGAGAGUCAGUGAGAAACAUCUGGAGGAUCUGAGGACAGAAAACACAGUUCAGUCUGUUCAUUUUUCUGUGAUGGAGUCCAGACUGACAGACAUCAGCAACAACACUACAGCUCUGGAAGUCAGACUGAGAUCCACUGAGACACAUCUGGAACAGCUGGAGACUCACAUUGCAGGUCUGGAGGUCAGACUGAGAGUCAGUGAAAAACAUCUGGAGGAUCUGAGGACAGAAAACACAGUUCAGUCUGUUCAGUUUUCUGUGAUGGAGUCCAAACUAUCAGACAUCAGCAACAACACUACAGGUCUGGGGGUCAGACUGAGAGUCAAUGAGAAACAUCUAGAGGAUCUGAGGACAGAAAACACAGUGCAUGACGCUGAACUGUCAGCUGUGAGUCUCAGACUGAACGUCACUGAGGAACAGGUGGACGAGCUGAGGACACAAAGCACAGUGCUGCAGAUCCGACUGACGGCUGACGAGGCUGUGCUGAACGAGCUGAAGGUGAAGACUGAAGUUUUAGAGAAACAACAGAGCAACUCUGACAGUCUGAUGAUGGAGCUGCAGACUCAACAUUCAGAUCUGGAGGUCAGACUGAGAGUCAGUGAGAAGCAGCUGGAGGAUCUGAGGACAGAAACCACAGAGUUGAGCUUCAGACUGAAUGUGACCGACGACCGUCUGCAGCAGAUCACAGACACCAACUCAGAUGAGCUGAAGGUGGCGUUUUCAGCCGGUCUGACUGACUCAGGAUCAGUGGGACCGUUUGAUGAGGAGACCACUCUGAUCUUCUCUAAAACCAUCAGCAACAUCGGCCGAGCCUACGACCAGACGGCAGGUGUGUUCACGGCUCCUGUCAGAGGUGCUUACUUCUUCAGCUUCACAGCUGCAGAUUACAUGAAGGGCUACAUGGGUCUCUAUCUGUAUAGGAACGAACAGCCCGUCAUCUUCAACCUGGAUCUGAACGACCAUGGUGGCUACGCCUCCACAUCUAACAGCGUGGUCCUGCAGCUGGAGGAGGGCGACCGGGUCCACCUCAGUCUGCCGGCCAGCUACCGGCUCUACGACGACUCCAGGAACUUCAGCAUCUUCUCCGGAUUCCUGCUGUUCCUGCUUUGAUAGGACCGGGAUCAGAGAAGGAGUGAGACAUCCUCUGAACAAUAAACUAUCCUCUCAUUUAUCAGACUGGAA
Molecule: messenger RNA, 4428 nt
Organism: Lates calcarifer (barramundi perch)
Lineage: Eukaryota; Metazoa; Chordata; Actinopteri; Centropomidae
Product: putative leucine-rich repeat-containing protein DDB_G0290503
Exons: 29
Coding region: 1756-4356 (866 amino acids)
Molecular function (GO): protein binding
Source: RefSeq, a predicted model, not a curated record